CGUGAUGCCACAACUCAUUUAAAAACAUCCCAGCAAACACAGGGAAGUGUCAGUGUCUUCCUUUAAACGAUGCACGAGAAGCCACGUUAUUUAAAUCUGUUUAAAUAAACUCGUCAUGUCUGUGCUCAGGUGUGGAUGCAUCCUGCAGCUGCUGCUGCUGCUGCUCGGACACUCACUCGGGGCCCCUCGAUCGUUCAGCGUGGAUUACAAGAACGACUGCUUUCGGAAAGAUGGGGAAAGCUUUCGUUACAUAUCGGGAAGCAUCCAUUACAGCAGGAUCCCCAGAGUCUACUGGAAGGAUCGACUGCUCAAGAUGUACAUGGCAGGACUGAACGCCAUCCAGACGUACAUCCCCUGGAACUACCAUGAGGUGUCUCCGGGCCAGUACAUUUUCACUGGAGACAGGGACGUGGAGUAUUUCCUUAAGCUGGCACAAGACAUCGGUUUACUGGUCAUCCUCCGGCCCGGACCCUACGUAUGUGGAGAGUGGGACAUGGGUGGGCUGCCAGCCUGGCUUCUCAACAAGAAAGACAUCGUGCUGCGGUCUUCAGAUCCAGACUACAUCGCAGCGGUAGACAAGUGGAUGGGGAAGUUACUGCCAAUGAUGAAGCCUUAUCUCUACCAGAACGGGGGUCCGAUCAUCACUGUGCAGGUGGAGAAUGAAUAUGGCAGUUAUUUCGCCUGUGACUACAACUACUUGCGUCACCUCACCAAGCUGUUCCGCUCUUACCUGGGCAAGGAGGUGGUGCUCUUCACCACGGAUGGAGCCAGCGUCGGCUACCUUAAAUGUGGCACGAUACAAGAUCUGUACGCCACUGUUGACUUUGGGCCUGGUGGAAAUGUAAGCGCUGCUUUUGCUGCACAGAGACACGCUGAACCUCACGGACCAUUGGUGAACUCCGAGUUUUACACUGGCUGGCUGGACCACUGGGGGUCACGUCAUUCUGUUGUGUCAUCCACCAUAGUGGCCAAAUCCCUCAGCGAGAUGCUGGCCAUGGGAGCCAACGUCAACAUGUACAUGUUCAUAGGAGGAACAAACUUUGGAUACUGGAAUGGUGCCAAUUCACCAUACGGCGCGCAGCCCACGAGCUACGACUACGAUGCCCCGCUCUCGGAAGCAGGAGACCUCACAGAGAAGUACUUCGCUAUUCAAGAGGUGAUCAAAAUGUACCAUAAGGUACCAGAGGGACCGAUACCACCAACAACUCCAAAGUACGCAUAUGGGACUGUAGUGAUGAAAAAGCUCCAGACGGUAACAGACGCGUUAGAUAAACUGUCGUUCUCCGGCCCUGUGAAAAGCAAGUAUCCUCAGACUUUCAUUGAGCUGAAACAGGCUUUUGGUUAUGUGCUGUACAGGACCUCUCUGCCCGUUGACUGCAGCGCACCGACUCCGCUGUCUUCUCCACUGAACGGCAUCCAUGACAGAGCGUAUGUGUCGGUGGCCGGGGUGGCUGUCGGGAUUCUUGAAAGGAACAAAGUCUUAACUGUGAAUGUGACGGGGAAAACUGGCAGUCAGUUGGACAUACUGGUGGAGAAUAUGGGCCGGAUCAACUACGGAAAAGAAAUCAACGAUUUUAAGGGCCUGGUGUCCAAUCUGACUCUGGGGGCAAACACGCUCGACAACUGGAUCAUGUACAGUCUCAGUAUCGAUGAAGCGAUCAGUCAGGGCCUUUUAGGUGAAACAAAACCACGAGAAGCACCGCAGCCUGCUACUCUCUCCCUUCCAACCUUCUACAAGGGAACCUUCAUCAUUCCUGACGGCAUCCCAGACCUCCCCCAGGACACGUACAUCAAACUGCCCAAAUGGAGGAAGGGGCAAGUUUGGAUUAACGGCUUCAACGUGGGACGUUACUGGCCAGCACGAGGACCUCAGGUGACACUUUAUGUCCCGGCCAACAUCCUCAGCACGGCUGCACCCAACAACGUGACCGUCCUGGAGCUGGAGCAGGCUCCCUGCAGCUCAGGGCCAUGCAGUGUGGAGUUCACUGCCACCCCCAUCCUGAACGCAACAGUCCACUCUGACUACAAACAACCCAGGAGACUCUUUGUUAAAGACGAUUUGUUGUGAUCAUAAGGAAACUGCGCAAUUUGCACUGUUCGCACUGAUUUGCAAUCCCAAAUCAGCACUCGUUGUGUGUGUGUGUGUGUGUAUGUGUGUGUGUGUGUGAGAGAAAGAGAGAGAGAGAGAGAGAGAGAGAGAGAGAGAGAGAAGGUUGAUCUGGGACACGUCAUCAGUGAUUGAAUGGAGAUUUUAUGAAAUGUGCUUUUAGCCAAAUGCUGUAUUCAAGCAUCAUAUCAAUGUGUGGGCGUCUCUACCUCACUGAUUGUGUGUAUUUUUCAUUUUAAAGCCUUUUUUUCUCCACACAAAGGGAUUACUGCCAAUCAAAGUGCUGCCACACAUCACAGAAGCGUGUGUUUCAGAGAAUAUUUCAUAUUUUUAUAUGAAUAACACAUCAGGGAUUCUGAUCUGCUCUGAUUUAAUGCUGUAAAGCAUAUGCCUUUUUAAAACAGAAAUAAAACAUCUGAUUUGAUAAUA
Larimichthys crocea (large yellow croaker) is the source of this 2536-nucleotide messenger RNA. RefSeq names its product galactosidase, beta 1 (gene glb1). Gene Ontology annotation, biological process: carbohydrate metabolic process. Gene Ontology annotation, molecular function: beta-galactosidase activity. The record is from RefSeq and is a predicted model, not a curated record. The transcript is spliced from 16 exons. The coding region runs from base 116 to 2068 and encodes 650 amino acids. NCBI's taxonomy places the organism in Eukaryota, Metazoa, Chordata, Actinopteri, Sciaenidae.